GCCCCUCGGUGGCGACACUUCCAGGCCAGCCUCCUGAGCCCGUGGGCGACGUCAGCGCCCCUGUGGCCGCCACGUCGCAGACAUGGUGAUUUCAGAGACUAUGGAUCUACUCUUCAGGAUAAGAGGAGGCCUUGAUCUAGCUUUUCAGCUAGCUACUGCUAAUGAAAUUUUUGUCAAGAAAGCACUAAAACAUGUGUUGAGUGACCUGUCAACCAAGCUCUCUUCAAAUGCACUGGUGUUCAGAGUUCGCCACAGUUCCGUGUACGUGUGGCCCAACAGUGACAUGAACACCGUUCCCGGAGAACUGACCGAUAGCUCUGCCUGUCAGACCAUACUGCGCUUUCUUCAGUCUCAACAGGAAGAAGAUACAAAACGAAAAUUUAUGAGAAAGAAAGACAAAAAGUUAUCAGACAUGCAUCAAAUAGUAAAUAUAGAUCUUAUGCUGGAAAUGUCAACCUCUCUGGCAGCGGUAACCCCCAUCAUUGAAAGAGAAAGCGGAGGACACCAUUACGCUACUAUGACGUUGCCAGUUGAUGCAGUUUUAUCUGUUGCUCCCGAGGAAUCAUGGGGAAAAGUUCGUAAACUUCUAGUUGACGCAAUUCACAAUCAGCUAACUGAUAUGGAAAAGUGUAUUUUGAAAUAUAUGAAGGGAACAUCCAUUGUGGUUCCUGAACCAUUGCACUUUUUAUUACCAGGGGAGAAAAAUCUUGUAACAAUUUUAUAUCCAUCAGGAAUUCCAGAUGGGCAGCUGCAGGCCUACAGAAAGGAGUUACAUGAUCUCUUCACUCUGCCUCAUGACAGACCUUAUUUUAAAAGGUCGAAUGCUUAUCACUUUCCAGAUGAACCAUACAAAGAUGGUUACAUUAGAAAUCCACAUACUUAUCUCAAUCCACCCAACAUCGAGACUGUUUAUGUGGUCCAGGGUAUAUACGGUUAUCAUCAUUACAUGCAGGAUCGGACAGAUGACAAUGGCUGGGGCUGUGCAUAUCGAUCUCUGCAGACCAUCUGCUCUUGGUUCAAACACCAGGGAUACACAGAGAGGUCCAUUCCCACACACAGAGAAAUCCAGCAGGCUCUAGUUGAUGCCGGAGACAAACCAGCAACAUUUGUGGGAUCACGGCAGUGGAUUGGGUCUAUCGAGGUACAGCUGGUACUGAACCAACUGAUUGGCAUAACUUCAAAAAUACUGUUUGUCAGCCAGGGUUCGGAAAUGGCUUCUCAGGGACGGGCACUGGCUCAUCACUUCCAGAGUGAAGGGACUCCGGUAAUGAUCGGGGGAGGAGUUUUGGCCCACACAAUACUGGGAGUUGCAUGGAAUGAGAUUACAGGGCAGAUAAAAUUUCUGAUUUUAGAUCCACAUUAUACAGGCGCUGAAGAUCUGCAGGUUAUUUUGGAAAAAGGCUGGUGUGGAUGGAAGGGCCCAGACUUCUGGAACAAAGAUGCCUACUAUAACUUAUGUCUUCCUCAGCGGCCAAAUAUUAUUUAAAAUAUCUUAGACUCGUCUGGCC
Molossus molossus (Pallas's mastiff bat) is the source of this 1508-nucleotide messenger RNA. It is a transcript of the gene UFSP2, whose product is annotated as UFM1 specific peptidase 2. Lineage: Eukaryota; Metazoa; Chordata; Mammalia; Chiroptera; Molossidae. Bases 83 to 1486 code for a protein of 467 amino acids. The transcript is spliced from 12 exons. The record is from RefSeq and is a predicted model, not a curated record.